UCAGUUUAUUGACAACCUUACCUUUUAGAUAUUCAAACCGCAUCCCAACUCUUUCUUCCAAAGUUCCAAACCCAAUCAAAAAUUGUGAAAUUUUAUUUUAUUUUAUUUUUAUUUCGUUUUAUUUAAUAUUUUAAUUCGUAUCCUUUUGGGGCGGCAGAGAUGCUCACAGCUCACCUCGGUGCACUUUAGCUUUGGUCUUCGGGGAGUGCUUUUGACACGCCCAAAGAUCAACAACAAGAAAACUAGUGCUUCUUUUCCCUCCAAAAUGAUCUAAUUUCUACUACUAACUUACGCCUUGACCGGGGGGGAGAGGGUGAUCAUCCUUAACCUGCACAUCUUCUCUUUUUCAUUAUCAAUGGAACAAUCUCAACCUCCUCGAACGGACUCAUUCCCCGAGUCGACGAUCCGCGAAAACGACGCCGGAGCGGCUUUCGUCCUCGAGUCAAAGGGGCAAUGGUGGCAUGCGGGGUUUCAUUUAACGACGGCGAUAGUGGGACCGACAAUAUUGACUCUGCCAUACGCAUUCAGAGGGCUGGGAUGGGGGUUAGGGUUUCUGUGCUUGACGGUUAUGGGGAUGGUCACCUUCUAUGCUUACUAUCUCAUGUCCAGGGUGCUUGAACACUGUGAGAAAGCUGGUCGCCGCCACAUCCGAUUCCGUGAACUCGCUGCUGACGUCCUUGGUUCAGGAUGGAUGUUUUAUUUUGUUAUAUUCAUUCAGACAGCAAUAAAUACUGGUGUUGGAAUAGGAGCAAUUUUGCUUGCUGGGCAAUGCCUUCAGAUCAUGUAUUCAGAACUUUCUCCAAAUGGAAGCCUGAAAUUGUACGAUUUCAUAGCAAUGGUGACAGCGGUAAUGAUAAUCCUGUCUCAGCUUCCAACUUUCCACUCCCUCAGACACAUCAACCUGGCUUCACUGCUUCUCAGCUUGGGCUACACAUUCCUUGUGGUUGGUGCUUGUAUCAAUGCAGGUGUUUCAAAAAAUGGCCCACCAAGGGACUACUCUUUAGAAUCUUCAAAGUCAGCAAGGGUUUUCAGUGCUUUCACUUCCAUCUCCAUAUUAGCUGCCAUUUUUGGGAAUGGGAUACUACCGGAAAUACAAGCAACUCUGGCUCCACCUGCUACUGGAAAGAUGGUAAAAGGCCUUCUGAUGUGUUACUCUGUAAUUUCCAUUACUUUCUACUCCAUUGCAGUCGCAGGUUACUGGGUAUUUGGCAACAAAUCUAAUUCGAACAUCCUGGAGACCCUAAUGCCAGAUGAUGGACCUGCUUUGGCUCCAACUUGGGUUCUUGGAUUAGCUGUGAUCUUUGUUCUCCUUCAGCUUUUUGCCAUUGGACUGGUUUAUUCUCAAGUUGCUUAUGAGAUCAUGGAAAAGAAAUCAGCUGAUGUAAAACAAGGGAUGUUCUCGAAAAGGAACCUUUUUCCUCGGAUAAUUCUUAGGACAUUGUAUAUGAUGCUGUGUGGGUUUUUUGCAGCAAUGCUUCCAUUCUUUGGAGACAUUAGUGGGGUGGUAGGAGCAAUUGGUUUCAUUCCUUUAGAUUUCAUCCUCCCAAUGCUUCUAUACAACAAGACUCACAAGCCUUCAAAGUCAUCCCUCACCUUUUGGAUCAACAUCUCUAUUAUCAUUGUGUUCACAGGUGCAGGAAUAAUGGGAUCAUUCUCUUCUAUAAGAAAAUUGGUUCUUGAUGCCAACAAGUUCAAGCUUUUUAGUGAUGAUGUUGUCGAAUAGGCUUAACAUGUACAAAUCAGCACAGUAGAAAACUUACUUUUUCCGAAUGAUUUGGUAGAGAAUCUUGAUGAGUUACAUGUUUUGCUCACUUUUUCACUGAUUCCUGUAUAAUAGAAUAGGCAACUAUUGAUAUGAGACCGAAAUAUUGUAGAUUAAUUCCACUGUUCUAUGGUGAUCCAUAAAGUAAAUCAGAGUUAUUUUUUUA
Ziziphus jujuba (common jujube) is the source of this 1928-nucleotide messenger RNA. RefSeq names its product probable GABA transporter 2. Lineage: Eukaryota; Viridiplantae; Streptophyta; Magnoliopsida; Rosales; Rhamnaceae. The record is from RefSeq and is a predicted model, not a curated record. The transcript is spliced from 7 exons. The coding region runs from base 356 to 1723 and encodes 455 amino acids. Gene Ontology annotation, cellular component: plasma membrane.